Molecule: messenger RNA, 3805 nt
Organism: Bactrocera oleae (olive fruit fly)
Lineage: Eukaryota; Metazoa; Arthropoda; Insecta; Diptera; Tephritidae
Gene: wgn
Product: Tumor necrosis factor receptor superfamily member wengen
Molecular function (GO): protein binding
Source: RefSeq, a predicted model, not a curated record
UUCGUUUGAGUUUAAACACUGAUUGCACGACGCGUAACGCUUCAGUCUCAACGCAAACUCGACGAAUAUCGUAACUCAUAACUGUAACGAACCCAGCGCGCUAGUCACAUACGCGUCGGCGGCAAAUGUUAAAUUAAAACAUACAAAAAAAUAGUAAAAUAGAAAGAAACUUUUAUCUAAGUUUUUUCUAAGCGAAGCAAACGUUGAUUAAGCAAAAUCUUUCAGAUGUCUUGAAAGUGUAUUUUUAAUUUUGCCCCUAAGCAAAUGUUUUAAAUAACAUAAUGUCGACUCGAACCACGACGACACAUGCCUGUCCAACAACGACCACGCCCACAUAUCUUACCCCUUCACCACCCAGCAUUAUGCAUACACACUUAGCAACAACGGUGGGAAUGUCUAAUUUUAGUACGAGUAAUGUUAAUGAUAACCGCCCAACAACAAACACCAUUCGACAGCACACGACCCUCCUUAAUACGUUGUAUACACAAGCGGAGAGCAUCAGUUGGCGUUUGCGCCAGUAUUGCAUAGAGGCCAUAACAGCGAAUAGCAGGCGAAGAAGAAGAAGGCGUGAUGAUAUUAACAACAACAACAACUACAGCAAUAGCAACUAUGCAACGAACUGCAGUGGCAGUAAUUGCAUUCAAACCAACAGUAACAACAUCAACAACAACAGUUUCACAUAUAGCACGCCUUUGAAUGCGGCGCUGCCUGACGCUGAUUAUUAUGACCACAACAACAAUAACAGCUACAUGUGUACCAAUAACAAUAAUAAUAUUAGCAGCAGAAAUAAUAGAAACUUAAGUAAAGCAACAACAACAAUGCUAAGUUCACCUGUAAUACAAGUCUUCAAUGUGAUUGCGCAAAGCUUAAGUAGUUCUUCUACAGCGAUCACCUACAUCACGGCCUUGCUUGUCCUCACCACGCUAUGUUCCUUCUGCGCUGCCUCACCCUGCGACCGGAACAACUGGUGGGACCCACUAAAGGACAAAUGUAUUCCGUGUACUGUGUGCAAGGACGGACUGAUACCAUUGCGUCCGUGUCAAUUUCAAUGUGACACGAUAUGCGGUUCCAUCUACGAUCUGAAGAUCGAUUGGUUGGUGCUGGCGAAAACGGAGCCCAACUGGAAGGAGCGUCGAAAGGAUGAGGACAACUAUGAUUUGGAGCAACAGUUGUCACACGAGGAAUUGCAGCAAUUGCAGGAUGGAUCACUGCCGAUGGAUUGGCAGACAAUGGCGCUUUUUAUGGCCGUACUGGCGUGCUUAAUUUUCUUCAUCAUAGCCGCGGGCAUUUUGGUGCAUCAUAUGCGGCAAUGGCGGCGUAUGGAGCGUCGUCUCGAUCAAGAUGUUGAAGAAUUAUCUACAAAAUUAAUGGCUAAAUUAGCAGAAGUACAGAGUAUGGAGGGUGGAACAUUCUUUAUUGGCAACGCCGAUGCAUUAGGUGUAUCAACGAAUUUCCAGCCGCAACAUGUGCUAUUACCGGAAAAACCGGCAAAACAUCAUGAACGGCGUAUCUUAAAAACAUUACAACCCGGUAAUGUUUAUAUUGAGGAAAAUGGCUCAAAAGGAUGAGUCAGACAUUUUUCAACUAUUAAUUCUUACAACAAUGUGGCCAACGUUAACAUUUGGAAUUGGAAAUGUAAAAUCAAAGCAAUAACUUUUUCAAUCGGACGAAAUAUAUACCGUAAUUAACUACUUAAUAAAAAUGAAAACAAAACGAUGUUUGAUUAGUAAUUAAAGCAACAAACAAACCGUAAAAAAUUAUGACUUUAACUACUUAUCUAGAUGUUAUAAAUUAGUACGAGUAUGGCGGGCACUGUAAAAUUCAAAAAAUAAUUGAUUGGAAAUUAUGAAAAUAAUAAAAAUAUUCGUCUAUAAUCAUAUUGACAUAGCAUUCGUGUAAACGUAUACCCUGCGAGAUUUUUGUUUUUACAAUAAUCUAGAGCAUUUGUAAAUAAAUAUCGUUUGAUUUAAAAAAAGUUCCAACGGUUCAAAUAUAUAAAUUUAAUAUCAAAAUAUAAAUUUUGGGACAUUUCACUGUUCAUUUUGAGUAACAAAAUUGAUUAAAAGGAAAAGAGGAAAAGGUGAUACUUUCUUGGGAAAUUUCAAGAGAUUUUAUGGACAGUAUUUUUUUUGUAUUUCUAUUUUGUUGAAUUUUUUAAGCUCAUUUUGGAAAAAAAAAUUUUUUGUUUUAAUGUAACACUUUUGUUUUUACUAUUUUCUUCACGAAUAACAAAAUAAAUAUUUCCGUGCGUAGAAUGAAUUAAUUGUAAGAAAUUAACGUAUUUUGCACGAUUGUAUGAACUUUUAAAUUCAAAUUAGCAGUAAAGAGCUUGAAAUUAAACUAAAUUUGUAAAUUCAUUUUAGAUCGAAAAAACUGUCACCAUAAAACAUGGAGUUGUAUUUCGCAUUUCUAAAUUAAUUUCUCGCAGGGUAUACUUGUAUAACAGCAACUACGUGUACAUGCACAAUUUAACAACACAUUUUAUGGCUUAUAUAACGGAACUAUCUAUUCGUUUAUUCAUAAAAGUUGGCAUACACAUCUACAUAAAUAGAUACGUAUAUACAUAAUAUUAACAUAAUGUAUAUAAGUAUGUAUGUGCUAAGUAUGGAAUAUUUUUGGUUAGAAUAUCUCGCUCUACUAAUAUAUACCCAUAUUCUCUGUUGUUGACUUGUUGUAAAAAUAAAAUUUUAUAAUUAAAAGUAAAAAAAUAUCUAAAUUAGCUAUCAAAAAUUAAUAAAAUAAAGUACAUAAAAAAAAUGGAAAAACUAAAAAUAAAUAGCAAUAAAAAUUGAUAAAACUAAUAUUGAGCUUUGAAAAAAAAAAUUUAUUAUUAAUAAAAUAUUUUAAUAUGAAUAAAAAUUAAAAAAAUAAAUAAUAAAAACUGAACUUGGUAGUUUCUAUAAAAGGCUAUAAAUAUUUUGUAUGCAUAUAUACGUAUGCAUUUGGUAUAUAAACAAAUUUUUAAAUUGUAAAUAUGCUUAAUACUAAUAUAUAAUUGUAUGUUUACGUUAACAUUAAAAUUUAUGUUUUUUUUUGUAGUUAAAAAUAACUACAUUUAUAUAAAUAACUAAAAAUUUAUUAUCGUUUAAUUUUUACUUAAUGUAUUGUAAAUACUAUAAAUGUUUUUAUUGCCUAAUAACAUAUAUGGGAAAAUGAAACUAAGUAUAUCACAAACAUAUCCAGUAACAGUAAUUUAUGCUACACAGUGCAUAGUUAUUUAUAAUUUUCUCAAAAAAAAACAAAAAAAUAAUAUAAAAAACACAUAUAAAUAUAAUUAAAAAAAAAAAAACAAUAACAGCAAGCUAGUACGCUCAACAAUAUUUUUACUCUUACUCCUGCAUUUGUAUGUUGACUAAACAAAAACAAAAAAUUUUUAUAAAUUAUUUAAGUUUUAAGUUGACAUAUCGAUUUGAUCGUUAAACGAUUUUUCUUUAAAUUUUUUAUUUAAUUUUAUUUCGUGUAUUUUUAGCUGCUAAAAUUCGAUUAUGUAACAACAUAUUUUAUACAUACAUACGUACAUACAUAUUUUCGUGUAUUUUUGUAUAUGUAUAACGAAAUACAUAUUUAAAUUAGUGUUGUUGCAUUGUAUUAAAAUAUACAGAUGUAUCUACUUAUAUAUUAUAUAUACUUACAUAUUUGUUUGGUUAAUUGUAUUUAUGUAUGAAAAAUAACUGUAUGUGUACAUAUGUUUGCGCGUAUCUAUCUAUGUAUGUCUACAUAUUAUAUAUUAUGGUUAGGUGUAAGAGCGGGUAAUUAAUAAUGGUCAAAGGCAUAAAGUGUGUAAUAAAAUAUAUUUUGAAACAAA